ACCUCGCCCGCUUCCCCCUCUCACACUACCACCUCCUCCGCCUCCCACGCAAGCUCCACCGCGCUCCCACUCGUUCGUCGCACCGCACCGCACCGCACUGCACGCCGCGCCUCCCCCACCUCGCACCUCCCAAGUCCUGAAGUCCCACCCACAGACACUCCCAAACCCUUCUCCCCGCGCGCUCCCUCCAGCAUGGGCAAUUGCUCCCCGUCCCCGCGCCGCCGCCGCCGCCCGACGGAGCCGGGCUCGCCGGCGCUCGGCAGCAACGUGUCCGCGCCCACCGUGACGGUCAACUCCGUCUCCGUCUCCACCUACGCGCUCGCCAGAUCCCCCUCCGUCUCCGCCGCCGCGGUGGACGCCGAGGACGCCGGCGUCGUGCGCGUCUACGGCUCCGACGGGUGCCCCGUCGCGUGGCGCCUCCGCGUCUCGCUCCUCUACAAGGCGGCGGCGCCCCUCCACUUCACGCCCUCCGAGGCGGCCCCGCUCGGCCGCCCCGUGCUCCGACUCUCCGCCGCCGACCCGGAGGUCUGCGGCACCGCCGACGAGCUGCUGCGCCUGGUGGACGCGCGGUUCGAGGGCAAGCCGCGCGUCGCGCCGCCGGAGAGGCCCCGCGCGGCGUCUCCGUCGGCCGCGGCCGCCGCGGAGGUCGCCGAGCUGGUGCGGCUGCAGCACCGCAGCGCCGAGCGGCACCUCGAGGGCGUGGCGGCGAAGGUGGCGGAGAUGGUUAAGAAAGGGAAGAAGUCCGGGAAGGGCAGGAAUGUUGUGGAGGGCGCUGAGGUCAGGAGGCUCGGCAAGUGGUACGGGGACGCAAUGGAGGUGAUGCUGGAGCACGCAAGGAUGGAGGAGACCCUCAUCUUCCCUGACAUACAGAGGGCAUCGUUUCCAGGGGUGUGCGAUAAGGUUAACGAGCAGCAUGGGAGGCACCUGCCAAUGAUGAAUGGAAUCAAGGAGGAUAUAAAAACACUGCUGACGUUGGAAUUAGGGAGCCCCCUAUUCCAUGAAGUGGCGGUCAACCUCUCGGUUCGCCUCAAAGCGUUGCAGGAUCACACCAAAGAGCACUUCAAGGAAGAAGAGAGUGACCUCCUCCCACGGCUAGAACAAGUACGACGGAUGCAGCGGGAGGAGGGGAAGGUUUCUGACAAGUCUAGUUCUGCAUGGGCUUCGGAGGCGGUAGCUACAAUGGAGAUGACACACUCGAAGCUCUUCCCCUUCUUCAUGACUGGUCUCCUUCCUCAGGAGGCCAUGCAAUACUUGGACCUAGUGUGCCGAUGCACGAAGAACACGCGCCAUCUGGUCUCCAUGCUCAGAUCUCUUGCAGAGCGCCUUGAAGACGCAAACCCGUCAAUUAUACACAACAACCCUACCAAACUGUAUGAGCACCUACUUGUAAAGUCCCCAUAAGCCUGAAACCCCUCUGUGCAGCGAUGCGGCAUGUGUUAAAUUGUGAAUGCUAACCUUUUUUUUCUUGCUUGUAGUGCAGCUAAUGUAUUUGAGUUAUUUGAACGAUUGUGAAAGCGUGGCGUGUAUAGCUUAUUGUGUUAUCCCAGCGUGAGUAACUACACGGAAAAAAUGGAAGUGAUUGAAAUGGGCAUGGAUUGUUUCUGAACUACAGUCUGAUCA
Sorghum bicolor (sorghum) is the source of this 1620-nucleotide messenger RNA. RefSeq lists its product as uncharacterized. The record is from RefSeq and is a predicted model, not a curated record. NCBI's taxonomy places the organism in Eukaryota, Viridiplantae, Streptophyta, Magnoliopsida, Poales, Poaceae. The coding region runs from base 193 to 1401 and encodes 402 amino acids. The transcript has 3 exons.